Coffea eugenioides is the source of this 2212-nucleotide messenger RNA. RefSeq names its product synaptotagmin-5-like. The transcript has 13 exons. Bases 195 to 1883 code for a protein of 562 amino acids. The record is from RefSeq and is a predicted model, not a curated record. Gene Ontology annotation, molecular function: lipid binding. Gene Ontology annotation, cellular component: endoplasmic reticulum. Lineage: Eukaryota; Viridiplantae; Streptophyta; Magnoliopsida; Gentianales; Rubiaceae.
CUCUGUUACUCUCUCUUUCAAACAAGAAAACGUGUCCCUAUCCAAACAAAAAACGUGUCCCCUUCAAUGGCUUCCUGUCACUGCCAUCAUUAUUGAUCAUCAUUUUCGACCACGAGGAGUCAAUUUCUGAGCUUGUCUACUAGCAAUAUUUCAGGGGUCGAUUCUUCUUUCUUAAUAGUGUCAAAAAGAGAGAGAUGGGCUUCGUUCUGGGUUUCAUUUUAGGUGCUGCGUUAGGCCUUGGUUUGAUAGUUGGGUUUGCUCGAUAUCAACAUAUCAGAUCCAAAAAUCGCUCUGAUUUGGCAGCAACCAUUGCAGCUUUUGCAAGGAUGACUGUUCAGGAUUCCAGAAAACUUCUGCCACCCGAGUCCUAUCCUUCUUGGGUAGUCUUUACACAGCGACAGAAGUUAACUUGGCUCAAUCAUCACCUUGACAAGCUCUGGCCAUAUAUUAACGAGGCAGCUUCUGAAUUGAUAAGAAGCUCGGUUGAGCCAACCCUUGAGGAAUACAGACCCGCUAUCAUAGCAUCUUUGAAGUUUUCAAAGUUGACCCUCGGUACUGUGGCCCCACAAUUUACAGGAAUUGCCGUGAUUGAUGGUGAUGUUGGGGAAAUUGUUAUGGAGUUGGAGUUGCAGUGGGAUGGAAAUCCCAGCAUUAUAAUCGACAUCGAAACCAGAGUUGGAGUUAAACUACCAAUACAGGUCAAGAAUAUUGGAUUUACCGGGGUUUUCAGAUUAAUGUUCAAACCCCUGGUUGAUGAAUUUCCUUGUUUUGGAGCUGUAUGUUACUCCCUGAGACAAAAGAAAAAUCUGGAUUUUACCCUCAAAGUUGUUGGUGGUGAAAUCACAGCAAUUCCUGGAAUAUCUGAUUCUAUUGAGGAAAUGAUACGAGAUGCCAUUGAAGAUUCUAUCACCUGGCCAGUUCGUAAGAUUGUUCCCAUAUUACCAGGAGACUAUAGUGACUUAGAGCUAAAGCCUGUUGGAAUACUAGAUGUGAAGCUUGUAGAAGCUAAGGAGUUGACAAACAAGGACUUCAUUGGGAAAUCUGAUCCAUAUGCAGAAUUGUUCAUACGCCCGCUGCGCAACAGGACAAAAACUAGCAAAACAAUUAACAACCAAAUAAACCCAAUUUGGAAUGAACAUUUUGAGUUCAUAGUUGAAGAUGCCUCCACUCAAAACUUGACAAUAAGGAUUUAUGACGACGAAGGGAUUCAAGCUUCUGAAUUCAUUGGUUGUGCUCGAAUUUUGUUGAAGGACCUUCAACCUGGGAAGGUUAAAGAUGUCUGGUUGAAACUUGUGAAAGAUUUGGAGAUUCAAAGGGAUACAAAGAACAGGGGUCAGGUUCAUUUGGAGCUUUUAUACUGUCCUUUUGGGAGUGAGAGUGCAUUGCUGACUCGCUUCAACCCCGACUUUAGAUUGACUGACUUGGAGAAGGCCCUUAAGCAGGAUAUUGACUCUGAUGAUACAGAAAAACCUGCUUUACACAGGAAAAGGGACGUUAUCGUCAGAGGAGUUCUCUCUGUCACAGUAAUAUCUGCAGAAGAUUUACCAGCUACUGAUUUUAUGGGAAAAUCUGAUCCAUUUGUGGUACUUGAAAUGAAGAAGUCCAAACAGAAGAACAAGACGAGGGUUUUGAAUGACACCUUAAAUCCAGUUUGGAAUCAAACCUUUGACUUUGUUGUGGAGGACGGAUUGCAUGACUUGUUAAUGUUGGAAGUCUACGACCAUGACACAUUUGGGAAGGAUAAAAUGGGAAGAUGCGUCAUGACACUGACAAGGGUUAUACUGGAGGAAGAAUUUACAGAUGUUUUCCCAGUAGAUGGUACUCCUUCCGGGAAGCUGAAUCUGCAUCUCAAGUGGACACCGCAGCUAAUAGUGAAAGAGUGAAGGCUGUAAUGAAAUGUGAAAUAGAUGUCCAAUAUGUUCUGCUGUGUUUCUUAGAAAAUCUGCUUGAGCACUCACGAGUAUCGAUGAGAACUAAGGAGAAAUUGGGGGGGGGGGACGGUGAAAAACCUCCAUUUGACAGGGGUGUUGGAGUUUUGUAUGUUCAAGGGAGGAGUAGAUGUGGAGGAUGGAGGAAAUUAUGGGGGAUCAGGUUUUGCUCAAUCAUGUAAAGUUUCACAUUGUUGUAAUUGCAAUCAUGUUUUGUUUCGAAAAGAUCACAGAAAAACUCAUUGUUCCUAUAAUCAUUCUAUUCAAAGUGUGAUUUUAUGCUC